AUGUCUAUAACUGAUCUCCCGCCGGAAUUGCUCCAAUUGAUCGGAAGUCACCUCAAUCAAAAGGACACAUGUAACCUGAUAUCCACCUCGCAUCGAAUGCACAGCGUGUUUCAACGAAAACUCUACACGAAUGUGAUUUUCGGGAAAAAAAACGCGAAUUCGGCCCAGAGUUUUCUCUACACUGUGGUUCGGAACCCCGAACUGGCUGUCUGUGUUCAAUCUCUAGCACUUGCGUGCUGGGAAACCCACGUAGACUGGGAAACCGACCGGAAAUCCGAGAAAACCAUCGAAAGACCCAAUUUUGACGGUGAUCUUAUUCGGAAAUUAGUUGAUGAAGCAACCGAAUACCCCGAAGAAGAGAAGUCGAAAUGGCUACAGGAUCUCGAGGAGUUUUAUGACGAUGCCUGGCUAGCAUUGCUCAUUCCCCGAUUGACUGGUCUACGGAAAAUCGGCUUUGAAUGGCCGUUCGGUUCUUCCCAUGUUAGCGUAAUGCUCAAAAACGCUGCCAUAAAUGGAGGCUCCUGUUUCCUUCAUCUUGAAGAAAUGCAUCCGUUCUUCAUAUUUCCAUCUGUGCGCAAAGUCAGUGGGUGGAAAGUGGCGGAGAAUGCUAAGGAGGAAGAAGAUCUCGAGCCCGACCUUACUGAGAUUCCUGACCCUACUGAGAUUCUCAAAAAUCUUAGCCUCCCAUCUCGAUGCUCAAAUGUAACGGAUAUUGAUCUCUCGCAAACCAAUGCUACGGGGGGAAUGCGAGAAUGGAUCCGGGCCUGCAAAACGUUAAAGUCCUUCCGUAUCAUCCACGGUGGAGCAUGCAUCUCAUACGAUGAUAUACAGCCCCGCAGACUCUACGAUUCACUCUCGCUGCACAAACCCACGUUAGAGGCUAUCUGGGUUGAGCAUGACGAAUACGCGUCAAACAGCGACAACGAAACCGAAUGGAUGGGGUCAUUUGUCGGUUUUUCUGCCUUGAAAUUUCUCCGUCUCAGUUUAUACAAUCUCGUGGGACUCAACGAAGAAGGCUCACCCACGCGAAAGAUAAGCGAUGUGAUUCCCUCGUCACUGGAAACAUUGUUCCUGGACAUUCAAUGGGGGGACUUUUGUGACGUCCUGGAUGACUUGGCGGAGAUCGCCACCUCAAGGAAGUUUCCUAAGAUUGCCACGUUCCAUAUUGAGACCUGCGAUCAAUUUAGUAGUCCAGAGGAGGGUUUAAAAGUUGAAUUGUUACAACAGAGGUGUCGAGAGGUUGGAGUUGCGUGUCAUGUGCAUGAUACAAAGAGUCGUGAGUAUAUGGAAGGUAUCCGGCUUCGGAAAAGCCUUUGGCCCCAGUGCGAGGCAGAAGACCUCGAAUUCUUUUGGUAG
Talaromyces amestolkiae is the source of this 1356-nucleotide messenger RNA. RefSeq lists its product as uncharacterized. The record is from RefSeq and is a predicted model, not a curated record. Bases 1 to 1356 code for a protein of 451 amino acids. The transcript has 2 exons. Gene Ontology annotation, molecular function: protein binding. Lineage: Eukaryota; Fungi; Ascomycota; Eurotiomycetes; Eurotiales; Trichocomaceae.